This is a messenger RNA of Penicillium argentinense, 918 nucleotides long. RefSeq names its product putative mitochondrial phosphate transporter Pic2. The record is from RefSeq and is a predicted model, not a curated record. Gene Ontology annotation, biological process: mitochondrial phosphate ion transmembrane transport. Gene Ontology annotation, cellular component: mitochondrial inner membrane. The transcript is spliced from 4 exons. Bases 1 to 918 code for a protein of 305 amino acids. NCBI's taxonomy places the organism in Eukaryota, Fungi, Ascomycota, Eurotiomycetes, Eurotiales, Aspergillaceae. Gene Ontology annotation, molecular function: phosphate transmembrane transporter activity.
AUGGCCACACAAGAACGCAAGCUUCCCUUUGGGAAGAUCGAGCCCAACUCUGCCAAGUACUUCUAUAGCUGCGGAAUGGGCGGCAUCGUCGGCCCAACUCACACGGCCGUGACACCGCUGGACCUGGUCAAAUGCCGCCGACAGGUCGACCCCAAGAUUUACUCCUCGAACAUUUCCGCAUGGCGCUCAAUCUUCGCCAAGGAAGGGCUGCGCGGCGUCUUCUUUGGAUGGGCGCCGACCUUCAUAGGUUACUCCUUCCAAGGCGCAGGCAAAUACGGUCUCUAUGAAUACUUCAAAUACCUAUAUGGCGAGCAAAUGUUCCCGCAGACCAAUCGCACCCUGGUAUUCCUAGGUGCCAGUGCCUCGGCGGAAUUCUUCGCGGAUAUGGCCCUCUGUCCGAUGGAAGCAAUCAAGGUCCGCAUGCAAACAACUCUGCCACCAUACGCCAACAACCUUCGUGAGGGCUGGAGUCGCGUCGUUGCCAAGGAGGGAUUGGGCGGUCUCUACAAGGGUUUGUACCCUCUGUGGGCGCGCCAGAUCCCUUACACCAUGACCAAGUUCGCGACCUUUGAAGAGACGGUCAAGCUCAUCUAUAAGACCAUGGGCAAGCCCAAGGAGAGCUAUGGCCAGUUGACGCAGACGGGAGUGAGUUUCCUGGGUGGAUAUAUCGCCGGUAUCUUCUGCGCAGUAGUCAGCCACCCGGCCGAUGUUAUGGUCAGCAAGUUGAACGCGGAUCGGAAAGCUGGCGAGGGUGCCAUGACUGCCGUAUCCCGCAUUUACGGCAACAUCGGAUUUUCGGGUCUGUGGAAUGGACUGCCUGUCCGUAUCGUCAUGCUCGGUACAUUGACAGGAUUCCAAUGGCUGAUUUACGAUUCGUUCAAGGUAUUCCUGGGUCUUCCGACGACCGGUGGACACUAG